Molecule: messenger RNA, 3986 nt
Organism: Python bivittatus (Burmese python)
Lineage: Eukaryota; Metazoa; Chordata; Lepidosauria; Squamata; Pythonidae
Source: RefSeq, a predicted model, not a curated record
UUCAGAUAAAUUAUCAAGAUAAUAUGGUGUAUCUGGGAGAAUGCAGAUGGACUCAUAUGUUCCCUUUUCUCAUCGUAUCACUUGUGUAUUCUGUUAAUGCUGAAUAUUCUAAUUGUGGUGAAAAUGAGUAUUACAAUCAGACAACUGGGAUGUGCCAUGAGUGUCCACAGUGUGAGCCAGGAGAAGAACCUUAUAUGACGUGUGGGUAUGGCACUAGAGAUGAAGACUAUGGCUGUAUCCCAUGCCCAUCAGAAAAGUUUUCUAAAGGUGGAUAUCAUAUAUGCCGGAGGCACAAGGAUUGUGAAGGAUUCUUUCGGGCUACGGUGAUGACCCCUGGAGAUCAAGAAAACGAUGCUGAAUGUGGGCCUUGUCUCCCUGGUUAUUACAUGUUAGAAAACAGGCCUCGGAAUAUUUAUGGAAUGGUUUGUUACUCGUGUUCACUGGCACCUCCAAACACAAAAGAAUGCGCAGGCAUUACUUCUGGUGCAUCAGCCAGUUUCCCGAGCACUUCUGGCACAAGCACUCAUUCUCCUUUUCAACCUGUGCACAAAGGAGACCUUUCUGGACAAGGGCAUCUGGCUACUGCUCUUAUCAUUGCCAUGUCAACAAUUUUCAUAAUGGCUGUUGCUAUUGUCCUGAUCAUCAUGUUUUACAUUGUGAAAACUAAAACUUCAGCUCAAGCCUGCUGCAGCAGCCAUUCAGUGAAGACAGUAGAAGCCCAGGCCGACAUGCAAGAAGAAAAAACGGAAGCUCAAGAAAAUGUGGUGAUUUUCUCAGAGAAAGAUGAAUUUGGAAAACUGACAGCAACUCCAGCUAAGGUGGUCAAAAGUGAAAACGAUGCUUCUUCAGAGAAUGAGAGGCUUUUAAGUCGCAGCAUGGACAGCGAUGAAGAAGCUGCUGUUGACAAGCAAGGAACUCCAGAAUUGUGUUUGUUGUCCCUAGUACAUUUGGCUCGGGAUAAAUCUUCAACAAACAACAAAUCAACCGGGAUACAAAGCCGGAGGAAAAAGAUACUUGACCUAUAUGCUAAUGUAUGCAGUGUGGCAGAAGGCCUGAGUCCCACAGAGCUGCCCUUCGAUUGUCUGGAAAAGACCAGCAGAAUGCUCAGUUCCACGUACAACACCGAGAAGGCCAUUGUGAAGACCUGGCGCCAUCUUGCUGAGAGCUUUGGACUGAAGCGGGAUGAAAUUGGUGGCAUGACAGAUGGCAUGCAACUCUUUGACCGCAUCAGCACAGCUGGGUAUAGUAUCCCAGAACUGCUGACAAAACUGGUUCAGAUUGAGCGAUUGGAUGCUGUGGAGUCUCUCAGUGUAGACAUCUUAGAGUGGGCCCAAGUGAUGCCCAAGCCUGAUCCAGCUGUGACCUCCUGAUUUGCAUUUUUGUGAUCUUCAUUUCCAUAGGACUGAUGGGAUGAUUCAAAUAACAAAGGGACUCAGGAGGAGAUAAACUUUUGAAAGCCUCCAUAGCUUUUGUUUCAGUAUCGUUCUUGCUAUUGAAACAAUCAAGGGAACCAAGAUUUGUUCUUGGUUUUCAGAACCAAAUACAAAGAGCUCAAGCUGAAGACUUUUUCAACAAGACUUGUUUAUGUCCCCAAAAGAUAUUACAAUUCAUUUACAGUGCCAUUUACAAGCAUCGGUAGAGAUCAAUUUACUAGUAUCAUUGCUUGCUUUGAAGAAAUAUGCCUUAAUUUUGUUUGUGUCCUGGAUAAUGAGUGGAUCACAUCAAAAAUAGUGUUGGUAGAUACAUAAAUGAAGAUCAGUGCUGCUACACCUAGUAUUUUAUGAAUUAUCAUUUUCCUCUCAUAUAUCAUGGAUUUUGGGGAGAAAAAAAAUCCAGGUCUGUAGGUGAAGUUAGCUGAAAUAUAAUUGUUGCAAGAUCUAUAGCUUUAUUUCAAAAUUUAUUCAAAUUUUAGCAAAUAAGAUUUUGUAUAUGUGGCCCACACAGAGAUUUUAGCAAUAUUUUCAUAGAUACUAGUGGAAACAUAUAAAAUAAGCAGAAUUUAUUUAUUAAUAUUGCAUUUCAUAAACAUCUCAUUGUGGCCAUCUUUUAUGCACUAGAACAAACAAAUGGAAACAUUUGCUAACUCUUGAAAACAGAUCAUUAAUGAAGCAGAAGCUUAUAAUGCAUCUAUCAAAUUGAUCAGCUUUAGAUGCAGAUGAAAUUAAUUAUGGUUUCAACUCUUCUAUGGAAAACAUAUUAUAGGUUUCUUGACUAGAGUUGUUGCAGUCACCAACAGAAAUGGAGGUGGUAUGUUCAGUAUUCCUUCUGUGCUUUACUUUACCCAAACUGUUUUUUCUGGACAACUGUAAUAGGAAUACUAAACAAUAGUAGUUAAUGGGGAAACAGAAAGUAUCUACUUUUGAAAUGAGUUCCCUCUUACCUUUGAAUAUGGUGAACUAUAGUUCUUAUGAUCUUGGUUUUUUAACAAAUCUGGCUUAUGUCUGAGCAAACAAGCACACUAGUCCCGAUGUUUCACAGGAUGUGAACUUGCAGGGGGUUUGGGCAUGUUUGGGGAUGCGUUUGAUUUAAUUCAUCUUUUACUGGGUGGUAUCCAUCUGCCUAUGUCCCAUGUGAAUUAUAUUUAUCAUAGUCAUCAGGGCUUCAACUGCAGAUGAGGGCUCCUCAGAAGUCAUCAGUGGAGACUUUCUUUCCUAACAACAGGAUGUUGGACUAAGUACUGACCAAUAAAACUUUAUUGCUCUAAGUUAUUUUAUUUAAUGUUAAGGUUCUGAUUUUUCCAAUAUUCUUUAAAGUAACUCUGUAACAAGUUUGAAUAUGAAGCCCAUGAAAAUGUUGAUUGUAGGAAUACCAUACCUAUGAUGAUCUAUAGUUGUACAGGCAUAGUGCCCAUAAUUGGGGCAUAUUAUCCUGGAGAAUCCCCUUAGGGCCCUCCUUCUUUCUUACCUUCCAUCAGUGCUUGAGAAACUUGCAUCUGGACCAGUUCCUGUGACCCAUCCUGCUAAACUACUUUGUGCAAGAACGAGAGAAUAAUAUCUAUUAAACUUUAUCCCAGUCUCUAUUUAAUGUGCCCUUGGAUAGAAUGGGCUAUGAUCUUUAUUUGUAGAUUUAAAAGGAAUAGUCCCUGUUUUUAUUGGCAGGAAUCAUAAUUACAGAGCCCAAGAGUUGGUAGAAAUUUAAUUAGCAAGUUUGUUAAUAUACCUAUCAGAAACUGCUAUGUGGACAGAUUUCAGUAAGUUAUUAUUAAAAGAAACAACAUGCCUUUAAAACAUUUUUAAUUACAAGAAGCAUGACUGAAUGAAAAUGCUAUAACACUAUAACUCAUGUUCGGGAAAAUAAUAACUAGGCCAACCCCCUAGUGCCUUCAUUCUAAAUAAAAAAAUCAGUUUCUACUCUAAUGGGGUCACUGAGAUGAAUAUUUAAUAUUGUUGUGUCUCCAUGCAGCAUCCAAUUUGUUAGCCUGUGAGUUCUUGCAUUAAAGUAUAUUUUACUAUCUCAGAUGUGUCCUUUCCCCUCUGAAUAUGAUAAAAUUAUCUCCUGUAAUUAAUUUGUGAAAGCAAUAUUUGUUAUAGCUCUUUUUUUCCAGUGCAGCUUGAAGCAAUCUUUACAUCUCUUUUCAUAGAUACAAAUAAACAGAAUUCCAGAUUAGCACCUUGAAAAAGGGGAGGAAGUAGCUUUGGGUUUUAUCCUGAGAAUCUAUGGCCUGUAAUCUAGUGCACAGCUUGAAUAUUCAGAUGGAUGCUCAGAGCAAACCCAAGCGAUCUCUCUAGUGAAAGGGGACAGCUUCUCCUUCUCCUGUGGAAUUAGCAUUUGCAAAUACCACACCAUUAACCAUUACAUCAUGAGAUGUUGGAUGGCAGAAGAAGACCAUCCAGUGUUGCUAUGCUCAACAUCUGCCCCAUGACAAUUAUCCAAAGCUAGGCAAUUGUCAUAGCAGGUGGCAGGGUCUAGCCAAGUUUGGCUGAUCUUGAAAAAGCUAAGCAGAGCUGGGCCUACUAGAUCAGAAAUAAUAAUAAUUUAUAUCCUGC